Molecule: messenger RNA, 642 nt
Organism: Humulus lupulus (European hop)
Lineage: Eukaryota; Viridiplantae; Streptophyta; Magnoliopsida; Rosales; Cannabaceae
Product: heavy metal-associated isoprenylated plant protein 16-like
Exons: 3
Coding region: 107-331 (74 amino acids)
Molecular function (GO): metal ion binding
Source: RefSeq, a predicted model, not a curated record
AUUAUUUCACAGUUUCUCUUCUCUUCUCUCUCUCUCAUAAUUUGCUUAAUUUCAAUCAGCUGUCUAGUUGUAUAAAUUAUUUUCAUAACAAAUUUGUCCCCAACAAAUGAAGCAAAAGAUAACUGUGAGGGUGCAGAUGAGCUGUGGCAAAUGCAGGACCAAAGCCAUGAAGAUUGCUUCAGUUGAAUCAGGGGUGAACUCAGUGCAGAUCGCAGGCGAACACAGAGAUCAAGUGAUAGUGAUUGGAGAAGUUGAUUCAGUAAGCUUGACUCGAUCUCUAAGGAAGAAGCUUGGGUCUGCAACCUUAGUUAGUGUGGAAGAAGUUAAAUAAACUAACCAAAGUCCGGAGAACCACAGACUGUACAACAUCGUAUUAUUAAUAUUAAUUCCUUUCAACAUUAAUUCACCAAAAUCAUAAUGUACAUGUAACAUUUGGGUUUCAUGAUCCCAAUUGUUCUAUCAAUCUGAAUUUUUUUUCUUUCAAUAUUUUGUACGUACCAUUCGCUCAAUUGGGAUUUUGCUUAGUUGCAUAAUCUUUCAAUCUAUUAAAUUUUGGAAAUCGUAAUUGUUAUUUGUAGUUUUAAUUAGUAAGUCUGUUAUGUUUCAUCCGACUUAAUCAAAUAAAGAUUUUUUUUGGGUCAA